UGUGAAUUCUUUCCUUUUUAAGUUUAAGAGUUGCGAUCUGCGUUAUGUUUCAGUAAUGACUUGCGUAAAUAACGUAGUGCAGGAUUCAUAGUAUGUACGGUUGUAACGUGACCGGUUAUUCACUGUUGCUUCAGCACGGCAGACCCGCCGCGCGCUCUCACUCAGGUGCAGUGUUUAUGUGCAAGAGAAAGUGCGUGAUGAAAAACUACCUCAAAUACACUAACAUGUGUGUUAGGUCACAUCUUGUGCAAUAAAUCAUCAAAUAAAUAUGAUGACUCCGACUCCUUGACAAGAGUUCUGCAGCGGUCAAUAAAUAUUAACCAGCAUUCAGUGGGGCAAUCCCCAACAUUGGUCCUUCGAGCCGGAUCUAUUGACUACUGCAGUGAUGUCAUUGAAAGAGCAAGCCACUUCUCUCCCUCAAACUGAGACGUCAGACAGACCCUCACGGCAUCGUCGCACACCCAGGCAUCUGGAAGAGUAUCAUGUUGACUAUGGCCAUCACCGACCUGCUCUCUCCUCCCCACCCACAGAAGAGGUGCAAGUGGAGCAGAGAGGAGCAGCAGCCGCAGUGGGCCUAGCUAGUCAGUCACGAACAGUCUCCAGACAAGGUGAGCACCCAGACACAAGCUCCAUGGAUUUGUUGAGCAUGAGUUCAUUGAGGAAAAUGUUGAAGACUAUUUCUGACAAAGAGAAGGAUGAGGCUGCUGAUAUGGCUGCACUUCACAGUAAACUUCAACAAUAUGAAAAACGACAGCGUCGGCGUAAAGAGCUGAUGGAACAUAUCACGUCGUUCUUGAGGGAAGAAGAGGAUGAGGAGGAUGAUCAAAGUGAAAAGCAUAUAACACCACCAGUACGAUCCCCUUCAGUAACUUCUCCACGUUUGCCUCCCUCAAGUCAUACUACUCCAUCACAGUCACCUGACAUUGAGCUACCUACCCAAGGAUGUGUGAGUGACAUGCAAAAGAAUGCAAGUAAAUCUCCUGCGGAGGCUGAGGAUUUUAACUCUGGAUUUGUUCCAAUAUGUCCAGUCAGUUCAAUCCCUUUGUAUUCACCAGUAUCUUCUGGAACUAUACCUACUGUUUCACACCAACAACAACCUGCUACAAGAGCAGAGACUGUGCCACCACUGUUUACGAAGCAGUCCCCCAUUUAUGAUGCUGGAAAGGCUUUUCAACCUCAAGUGCAGCCACCUUUAAUGGCACCUAAGCCAGUCUACCAGCACCUUAAUGCAGUUUAUGGCUAUUUGACAGGGUCACCUUCACAACAGCAGUUUACUGCUCUGCCUACAGCAAGUUUUGCGACUCCUCAUUAUACUCUUAUGACUCCAGCAGCAUCAGUCUCUCAAACCCAGCCUAGAGUUCCAGUUAUGACACUAAAUCCUCCUGCCUUUGAUACCCCCUCUCUGCAGCCAUUUAAUAAAGCACUGAAUCCAACUGAAUACUUUGUGCCUCAACGCCCUUUGCAUGCUGCCCCACAACCAAAGAUUCCUGAUUUUGUGAAUGACAAUGAAAGGGAAUUUGCUAACCUGAAGUUAGCACUGGACAACCUUCUUGAACCACAUGCAGAGCUAGAUGAGAAAUACAAGUACCAUAUUUUGCUGGAGCACCUCAAAUUGCCUGAAGCACAGAUGAUUGGCCAGUCUUGUCGCCAUCAUUUGUACCCAUAUUCAGCAGCUAUGCAAGCCCUUCAGUUGCAAUAUGGUCAACCACACCAACUGGCUCAGAGCGAAAUAGCAGCAAUCCUCACAGCCCCAGAGGUCAAACCAAAUGAUGCUCACAGCUUCCAGAGUUUCGCUCUUCGUGUACACCUCUUAGUGAGUAUGCUUUUGUCGUUGGAGGGUACCAGAGGGAUGGAGUUGAACUGUUGUUAACAUGUAGAUCGUUUACUCAGUAAGCUGCCCAAGUACUUAAGAGAUGGCUUCAUAGAGUUUCUCCAGCUGAGAGGGAAGCUAAACUCCCCAAAUAUUAACCCGUACAACCUACAAGACUUUGCUGGAUGGCUCCAAGUCAAGGCUCAGCAACAGCGACUUUCCAGUAGGUUAGUGCAACGUUACCAGUAUGAAAGAGCACCCAGUAGUUCAAAGGAGAAGAAUGCAGCUAAACCGAAAAGCCAAAGUACAACCUUGUAUCAUGGUGUAUCACCCACAGAGACUAAACCAUCCUCCAGUCCUAAGGUGUCUUGGAAAAGAACAUCACCCAAAGUUAUCUGCCUAUUCUGUGGCAGCAAAGAUCACUACAUCAAUCGAUGCAGUAGUAUCAGAGAGCAGCCUGUUGCUGAACUUUGCAAGUUGAUUUCGGAGGAAAAGCGCUGCUGGAAAUGUGCUCGUUCCCAUGCCCCCGAGACCUGUAAUCUAAAGAAACCCUGCAGUGACUGUGGUGGUAUUCACCUUCAAGUGCUUCAUGGUGUGGCCCAAAGUUAUACAACUAACACAGCAUCAGCUAACUCUGAGAGCCGUAUCUACCUCUUACCAUCCAUUGCAUCAGGCAGAGUCCUUCUGAAGGUGGUACCAGUGCUGCUACAUCACAGAUCAAAGACAUUUGAGACUUAUGCUAUACUGGAUGAUGGAGCACAGCGCACCAUGAUCCUGCCCACUGCUGUCCAGCAACUGCAGCUGAAAGGCGAACCUGAGACUCUAGCCCUUUGUACCGUCCGACCAGACACUACUCACCUCAGUGGCACAAAAGUCACCUUUGAAAUCUCUCCGAGAAAUAACCCAGAGAAACGUUAUCAGGUGUUAGGAGCAUUUACAGCUUCUGGUCUUGAUCUGGUAGAACAAACAUACCCAGUUCAGGCUCUUCGGAGACGGUAUGCACAUCUAAGGGGAGUUCCACUACAGCCAUUUCACAAAGUGCAUCCGCUUGUACUCAUUGGUUCGGACCAAGUUCAUCUCAUUACAGCCAAAGAGCCAAUUCGUCAAGGCACCAAAGGGGGUCCAGUAGCAGUCCAUACAGCUCUUGGGUGGGCUCUCCAAGGAACAGUAAUGGGUCCCACAGACCAGGCACCAGUGCAGCAAUGUUUCUUUAUCUCCACAGCUCACACAGAUGAUCUUCUCUACAGAAAUGUGGAAAGGUUAUGGCAAUUGGACGUAUUGCCCUUUCGCAAUGAGAAGCUGGUGGUCCGGUCCAGACAAGAUAACGAGGCUAUGCAGCUGCUUGAGUCUCAAACGCAGCAAGUCAGUGUACAGGGUGUACAACGUUAUGCCACCCCACUUCUGUGGAAGACAGGUGCCCUUAAGCUCAAGGGAUCUAUGCAAUCUGUUCUUGCAAACCUAAGAAGUACUGAAAGGAGACUCCAGAAAGACCAUGUGAAGGCCUCAAUCUACUCAGGAGAGAUUGCUAAACUCAUUGAAGCAGAUUAUGUUGCCAAACUGAACCAAAGGGAAGCAGCCCAGGCAGAAGAAUCAUGGUACCUGCCCCACCAUCUGGUGAGCCAUAACAAUAAACCACGACUGGUUUUUAACUGUUCAUUCAAACACCAGGGUCUUUCUCUUAACAAUCAACUCCUGCCUGGCCCUGCUCUUGGACCAUCACUGUUGGGCGUCCUUCUGAGAUUCAGAGAGCAUCAUGUGGCUGUAAGUGCAGAUAUUAAGGGCAUGUUCCAUCAGGUUCGUCUCCUACCAAAGGACAGACCCUUUCUCCGUUUCAUUUAGAGAGACCUGCAGAGCGAGAACCCUCCAGAUGUAUAUGAAUGGCAGGUCCUACCAUUUGGUACAACAAGCAGUCCAUGCUGUGCCAUCUUCGCUCUGCAACAUCAUGCUCAUAAUUCUGAAGCCGAAUAUCCAGGGUUACAAGAAAUAGUACACCAGAGCUUCUAUGUGGACAAUUGUCUCACAAGCUUUCGUACUGUUGCUGCAGCCAAACAAAAAGUGGAUCAACUACGCAGCAUGUUAGCAAAAGGAGGAUUCAACCUCAGACAGUGGGCUAGUAGUCACCCAGCCGUGAUUGCUCAUCUUCCUACUGAAGCCCGCUCCUCCGCUACAGAGCAGUGGUUGGUCCAAACCCAUGUUGAACCAAUGGAGCCUACAUUGGGGCUUCGUUGGAACUGCGCAACUGAUAGCCUUGGCUAUAAUUACCGGCCUAUUGAGCAUGCAGCCCUGACAAUGAGAACAGCCUACCAGGUGCUGGCAUCUCAGUAUGAUCCAUUGGGGUUUAUACUACCAUUUACCACAAGGGCUAAGGUAAUCAUCCAACAGUUGUGGACAAAAAAGAGAGACUGGGAUGAUCCAAAUCUACCGCCAACCCUUAAGGCGGCCUGGAUAAUUUGGGAGAGUGAGCUAGAACAUCUCAGGACAUUAUCCAUUCCUCGCUGUUACCUAACGGUCUUCACAACUCCAGCAGAACAGAACAUUUCCCUCCAUGUGUUCUGCGAUGCCUCUGAAAAAGCAUAUGGGGCAGUGGCAUAUUUUGCAAUUCAAUCCGACAGUGUCAUUCACGUUUCCUUCAUAAUGGCCAGAUCGAGGGUUGCUCCAAAGAGACAGCAGUCAAUGCCUCGUCUGGAGCUUUGUGCUGCCUUAGCUGGAGCACAGCUAGCCAAACUGGUGAGGAAUGAGACCACUCUCUCCAUCAGUCAGACAAUCCUAUGGACAGACUCCUUGACUGUGCUGGAAUGGAUUCAAUCAGACUCCUGUCGAUAUAAAGUGUUCGCCGGAACUCGAGUCUCCGAGAUACAGGAGCUAACUGAUCACAGAUCAUGGAGGUACGUGAAUACACAGGACAACCCCGCUGACGACAUAACACGAGGGAAAUCACUCCAAAGUCUGGCUGAGCCUAGUCGCUGGAGUCAAGGACCUCCAUUCUUGAAACAAAAUGAAGAACACUGGCCUAAAAAACCUGAACUCACCCAGUCAGAGGGAGUAUCCGAAUUAAAAGGA
Molecule: messenger RNA, 4870 nt
Organism: Carassius gibelio (silver crucian carp)
Lineage: Eukaryota; Metazoa; Chordata; Actinopteri; Cypriniformes; Cyprinidae
Exons: 2
Coding region: 386-1870 (494 amino acids)
Source: RefSeq, a predicted model, not a curated record